This is a messenger RNA of Astyanax mexicanus (Mexican tetra), 9807 nucleotides long. RefSeq names its product adhesion G protein-coupled receptor G2a (gene adgrg2a). The transcript has 14 exons. Gene Ontology annotation, biological process: adenylate cyclase-activating G protein-coupled receptor signaling pathway; cell surface receptor signaling pathway. The coding region runs from base 134 to 8473 and encodes 2779 amino acids. Gene Ontology annotation, molecular function: G protein-coupled receptor activity. The record is from RefSeq and is a predicted model, not a curated record. Gene Ontology annotation, cellular component: membrane. NCBI's taxonomy places the organism in Eukaryota, Metazoa, Chordata, Actinopteri, Characiformes, Acestrorhamphidae.
ACAUCCUACAGUGACAGUGUCCGGUGCCACAGCUACAUCUUCUAAUUCUACAGUCAAAGGACCUGACUCUACAGCAUCAUCUCCCAGUACAACUGCCACACUGUCUGGUACAGUCACAACAUCCCUCCCUACAAUGACACAGUCCAGUGCCACAGCUACACCAUCUAAUUCUGUUGUUACAUCAAUCAAAAGUACAACAGUAGGAGCUGGCUCUGCAGCAUCAUCUCCCAGUAUACCUGUCACACUAACUGGUACAGUAACACCAUUCCAUUCUACGGUGACACCGUCCAGUGCCACAGCUACAUCCCCUAAUUCUGUGGUUACAUCAAUCAAUAGUACAAUCAUAGGAGCUGUAUCUACAGCAUCAUCUCCCAGUACAACUACCACAGUCACACCAUCCCAUCCUACAGUGACAGUAUCCGGUACCACAGUGACAUCCUCUAAUUCUACAGUCCCAGGACCUCUCUCACCCUCUGGUGCAGUCACAACAUCACAUCUUACAGUGACACCAUCCAGUGCCACAGCUACAUCCUCCAAUUCUGUGGUUACAUCAGUCAAAAGUACAGUCCCAGUACCUAGAUCUACAGCAUUAUCUCCCAGUACACCUGUCACAGUCACAACAUCCUAUCCCAUAUUGACAGUGUCCAGAACCACACCUAUUUCCUCUAAUUCUACAGUUUUUGGACCUGACUCUACAGCAUCAUUUCCCAGUACAGCUGCCUCACUCUCUGGGACAGUCACACCAUCACAUCCUACGGUGACACCGUCCAGUGCCACAGCUACAUCCUCCAAUUCUGUGGUUACAUCAGUCAAUAGUACAGUCAUAGGACCUGUUACUACAGCAUCAUCUCCCAGUACACCUGUCACAGUCCCACCAUCUUAUCCUACAGUGACAGUGUCCGGUGCCACAGCUACAUCUUCUAAUUCUACAGUCAAAGGACCUGACUCUACAGCAUCAACUGCCUCACUGUCUGGUACAGUCACAACAUCCUUCCCUACAAUGACACAGUCCAGUGCCACAGCUACAGCAUCUAAUUCUGUUGUUACAUCAGACAAAAGUUCUGUUGUAGGAGCUGGCUCCACAAAAUCAUCUUCUAGUACAACUGCCACACUUUCUGGUACAGUCACACCAUCCCAUCCUACAGUGACACCAUCCAGUGCCACGGCUACAUCCUCCAAUUCUGUGGUUACAUCAAUCAAUAGUACAAUUAUAGGAGCUGUCUCUACAGCAUCAUCUCCCAGUAGAACUGCCACAGUCACAACAUCACAUCCUACAGUGACAGUGUCCGGUGCCACAGCUACAUCUUCUAAUUCUACAGUCAAAGGACCUGACUCUACAGCAUCAUCUCCCAGUACAACUGCCACACUGUCUGGUACAGUCACAACAUCCCUCCCUACAAUGACACAGUCCAGUGCCACAGCUACACCAUCUAAUUCUGUUGUUACAUCAAUCAAAAGUACAACAGUAGGAGCUGGCUCUGCAACAUCAUCUCCCAGUAUACCUGUCACACUAACUGGUACAGUAACACCAUUCCAUUCUACGGUGACACCGUCCAGUGCCACAGCUACAUCCCCUAAUUCUGUGGUUACAUCAAUCAAUAGUACAAUCAUAGGAGCUGUAUCUACAGCAUCAUCUCCCAGUACAACUACCACAGUCACACCAUCCCAUCCUACAGUGACAGUAUCCGGUACCACAGUGACAUCCUCUAAUUCUACAGUCCCAGGACCUCUCUCACUCUCUGGUGCAGUCACAACAUCACAUCUUACAGUGACACCAUCCAGUGCCACAGCUACAUCCUCCAAUUCUGUGGUUACAUCAGUCAAAAUUACAGUCCCAGUACCUAGCUCUACAGCAUUAUCUCCCAGUACACCUGUCACAGUCACAACAUCCUAUCCCAUAGUGACAGUGUCCGGAACCACACCUAUUUCCUCUAAUUCUACAGUUUUUGGACCUGACUCUACAGCAUCAUUUCCCAGUACAGCUGCCUCACUCUCUGGUACAGUCACACCAUCACAUCCUACGGUGACACCGUCCAGUGCCACAGCUACAUCCUCCAAUUCUGUGGUUACAUCAGUCAAUAGUACAGUCAUAGGACCUGUUACUACAGCAUCAUCUCCCAGUACACCUGUCACAGUCCCACCAUCUUAUCCUACAGUGACAGUGUCCGGUGCCACAGCUACAUCUUCUAAUUCUACAGUCAAAGGACCUGACUCUACAGCAUCAUCUCCCAGUACAACUGCCACACUGUCUGGUACAGUCACAACAUCCUUCCCUACAAUGACACAGUCCAGUGCCACAGCUACACCAUCUAAUUCUGUUGUUACAUCAAACAAAAGUUCUGUUGUAGGAGCUGGCUCUGCAACAUCAUCUUCUAGUACAACUGCCACACUUUCUGGUACAGUCACACCAUCCCAUCCUACAGUGACACCAUCCAGUGCCACAGCUACAUCCUCCAAUUCUGUGGUUACAUCAAUCAAUAGUACAAUUAUAGGAGCUGUCUCUACAGCAUCAUCUCCCAGUACAACUGCCACAGUCACAACAUCACAUCCUACAGUGACAGUGUCCGGUGCCACAGCUACAUCUUCUAAUUCUACAGUCAAAGGACCUGACUCUACAGCAUCAUCUCCCAGUACAACUGCCUCACUGUCUGGUACAGUCACAACAUCCUUCCCUACAAUGACACAGUCCAGUGCCACAGCUACAGCAUCUAAUUCUGUUGUUACAUCAGACAAAAGUUCUGUUGUAGGAGCUGGCUCCACAACAUCAUCUUCUAGUACAACUGCCACACUUUCUGGUACAGUCACACCAUCCCAUCCUACAGUGACACCAUCCAGUGCCACAGCUACAUCCUCCAAUUCUGUGGUUACAUCAAUCAAUAGUACAAUUAUAGGAGCUGUUUCUACAGCAUCAUCUCCCGGUACAACUGCCACAGUCACAACAUCACAUCCUACAGUGACAGUGUCCGGUGCCACAGCUACAUCUUCUAAUUCUACAGUCAAAGGACCUGACUCUACAGCAUCAUCUCCCAGUACAACUGCCACACUGUCUGGUACAGUCACAACAUCCUUCCCUACAAUGACACAGUCCAGUGCCACAGCUACACCAUCUAAUUCUGUUGUUACAUCAAUCAAAAGUACAACAGUAGGAGCUGGCUCUGCAGCAUCAUCUCCCAGUACACCUGUCACAGUCACACCAUCUUAUCCUACAGUGACAGUGUCCGGUACCACAGCUACAUCCUCUAAUUCUACAGUCGUAGCACCUGACUCUUUAGCUUCAUCUCCCAGUACAGCUGCCUCACUCUCUGGUGCAGUUACACCAUCACAUCCUAUGGUGACACUGUCCAAUGCCACAGCUACAUCCUCUAUUUCUGUGGUUACAUCAGUUAAUAGCACAAUUGUAGGAGCUGGUUCUGUGGCAUCUUCUUCCAGUACAACUGCCACACUGUCUUAUUUUACAUUGACACCGUCCAGUGCCACAGCUACAUCCUCCAAUUCUGUAGUCACAUCAGUCAAAAGUACAGUUGCAGGACCUAGCUCCACAGCAUCAUCUCUCAGUACACCUGUCACAGUCACACCAUCUUAUUCUACAGUGACACCAUCCAGUGCGACAGCUACACCCUCCAAUUCUGUGGUUACAUCAGUUAAAAGCACAAUCGUAGGAUCUGGCUCUGUAGAAUCUUCUUCCAGUACAACUGUCACACUAACUGGUACAGUCACAACAUCCCAUCUUACAGUGACACCAACCAGUGCCACAGCUACAUCCUCCAAUUCUGUAGGUACAUCAAUCAAUACAGCUACACCGUCCAAUUCUGUAGUUACAUUAGUCAAAAGUACGGUCGCAGGACCUGGCUCUUUAGCAGCAUCUCCCAGUACAACUGUCACAGUCACGCCAUCCCAUCCUACGGCGACACCGUCCAGUGCCACAGCUACAUCCUCCAAUCCCGUGGUUACAUCAGUCAAUAAUACAGUCGUAGGACCUGGCUCUACAGCAUCAUCUCCAGGUACAACUGUCAAAUUGUCUAGUACAGUUCCAACACCCCAUUCUGUGGUGACAACUUUGAAUCUUACAGCUACAACGCCUAAUUCUUUGGUUAAACCAAUCAAUAGUACAGUCGUACAACCUGAUUCUACGGUAUCAUCUCCCAGUACAACAGUCACUCUGUCCAGUACAGUUGCACCAGUCAGUACUAUAGUCACAACGCCCCAUUCUGUAGUGGCAACUUUGAAUACCACAGCGACAUUUUCCAAUUCAUUGGUCUCAACAGUCAAUAGUACAGUGUCUUCUCCUAGUACAACUGUCACAUUGUCCAGUACAGUUCCAUCAGUCAGUGGUACAGUCACACCUUUCAGUACUACAGCAACAGCAGCUACAAUACCACCUAGCACAACAGGCUUACAACAGAGCUCUACACAAAAUGCCACAGCACAGGCAAAUGUAACACAAACAAACAUAACCAUUUCUACAAUGUUACGUCUCAGCACUGGUCUCUCAGAAAACACGACACCUUUCGACACAGCACAAAUUACAAAUGACAACAUGACUGAUAAUUUACUAAAUGUUUCACACUCGAAUUCAACAGUCCGUGAACUAAAUACAACACUGUUAAAUACAACUGCACUGCCUGUGAACACAGCACAAUACAAUACGACAAAACGUAUGAAUGCAACAAGUUUUAGCACUGCUGAACCCCUCUGGAACACAUCACAGACUGAAACGACUACAAAUGCAAAAGUGACAGAGAAUGCAACAAAUCCAUCCAACAUUGCAAGCUCAUCAAUCUACAUAACAGACCAUAAAAAUGCAACAACGUCAGCAAGCACAACAUAUAAACAACCUUAUACAACAGCAUCAUUUCAUACUUUAACAGAUUCAGUCGAAACACAGAGAACAACAGAUGCAACAGCAUCAGAAAAUACAACAUCAUUUCAUAACAUCACAGCUUCAACCGCUACUGCGGACAUUACAGAUGCAGCAAUUUCAAUGAAUGUAACAAGUCCAAACACUGCAAGCCUAACUACCACACAUCCAAAUGCCACAACUUCACCACUGUACACAACAUCGUUUCCUAAUGACACAGUACCAAACACCACUGCAAACUUUACAAAUAGUCCAAAUACUGCUCGCCCAAGUACCGCACACCCAAAUAUCACAACGGCACCCUUUUACACAUCAUCAUUUAAUAAUUCGACAGUAUCAAACACCACUGUAAACUUUACAAAUGCAGUUACAUCAAUGAAUGUAACAAGUCUAAACACUUCACAGUUAAAUACCACAACGGUGCCCCUAUAUACAAUGUCAAAUUAUAAUGUGACUGUGUCAAACACUACUGUAAACUUUACAGAUUCUAUAACAACAAUGAAUAUCCAAAGUCUAAACACCACACAGCUAAAUACCACAGCUUCACCCCUAAACAUUACAAGUGCUGUGACAACAAUGUAUCCAAACACAACUUCGCUUCUUUACACAUCAUUCAAUAACACGACAGAAUCAAACAUCACUCUAAACUUUACAGAAGAAUCAGUCAACACAACAAGUUCACAGCCUUACACAUUAAACACCACCAGCUCACCAUUUAACACCACAGAGCAGCAAAAUACAACAGAAUUUGUGAAUACAACACAUCUGAACACCUUAACUUCACCACUUUACACAACUGCACCAAACACCACACUGCAUAUUACAAAUGAAACAAUAUCAGUGAAUACACCACCCCCAAACACCACAAGCACUUUCACCACACUUUACGCAACUUCGCAAAACAACAAUACAGACACAAAUAUUGAUGUUUAUGAAAAAAAUACCACAGAAUUAGUGAAUGCAACACAGCCGAACACUGAAAGCCCACCCCCUUACACAACAAGCACUGCAUGGUUUAACACAUCAGCAUUGACGCCUGAUGUCACGACUUCAAAUACAACUGAUUUAAUAUCAGAAACAGCACCUCAGUUAAAUGCAACAGAGUUUAAUACCACUAUAAUUCCUUUAAAUUCAACCAUAUUCAAUACCACAGACCCCCAAAAUACAACACAAUACAAUGAAACAGUGAAAGAUGGCACCACAGAAUUUAAUAACACAACUCCAGCCCCUAUCACAGCAUGGAUAAACACCACCUUAGUAAAUUUCACCACAGAGGCCAAUCUAGAGCAAAACGUCACAACAAGUGACCCUAACGCAACAGAAACUGGUACCACAGACAUGAUAUACAAUACCACACUCGAUACACCUUCAAUAUACAACAGUACAGCAGACUUUCAAGACACUGGAUACACAACCAUGGAACCUGAAACUUUUCCCAUAAAUAACAUGACAUCCACCCAAAGCACCACAGACACAACCUCUACUACAACCCCCAUCCCUGCCACCACCUAUAAAGUUCAGACCAACCAUAAUGCUACUGAGACUACAGCACCAACAAUCCCAGUAACACAAACAGCAGCCACCACUACUACCACCACCACCACAACUGCAACAAUGCCACCACCAACAGCACCACCGCCAACAACUACAACAACACCACCAACAACUACAACAACACCACCAACAACUACAACACCAUUUACAACAACAGAUGCUCCAGAUGUUGUGGCCAAUGAGCUUCUGAACCAGAACAUCUCCACCAUUAACUCCUCUGAGGUGCAAAAGAUGGUUGAAAAGCUGGAGAACAUUGUGUCUACACCCAACAUCAGUCUGGACCUGGGGCAGAAAGUGCUGUCAGUUAUCGACCACCUGCUCGACAGUUCCACUGAUGCCAUGGCCCCCUCCUCCUCCAACCGUUUGAUCAAGGCAGUGGACACUCUGGGGCUGAAGCUGUUCAUUCGGGACAAAACUGAGAGUAUAGUCAUGGGGUCACUUGCUCUGAUGGUGACAAAGAUCGAUGGAAACAACUUCAUGGGAACAUCAUUCUCAAUCACGGAUUCAAUGUCCUUAGAGGUUAAAGGAAGAAGAAGGAGGUCUGUGAGUUCCUCUCAGCUGGGUUCCAUCACACUCCCUUCCUCUCUGACAGAAGGUCUUUCCCCAGAAGAGCGUCUGCAGGCAUCAAGGAUUCAGUUCACUUUCUACAACAAGAGCACACUGUUCCAGGAGAAAAAUAACCCUCUGACCCUGGACUCUCUGAUUCUGGGGACGAGUGUAGCCAACCUGUCUAUUAAGGGGCUGAGCGAGAAUGUGGAGUUCACUAUGAAGAAUAAACAGUCUGAAGCAGGAAACCGGACCUGUGUUUUCUGGGAUUUUGAAAAAAAUGAAGGAGCAGGAGGUUGGAGUGAUGUUGGAUGUGCUGUCAUGAACACCAGCACAGAGAAUGAAACUGUGUGUAGCUGCAACCACCUGACUAGCUUUGCUGUGCUAAUGGACAUUUCAAGAGGUGGGAUCACUGAUCGGUUGCAGGCCACCAUUCUCACCUUCAUCACAUAUAUUGGCUGUGGUAUCUCCGCCAUUUUCCUCGCUAUCAGUCUACUCUCCUACCUGGCCUUUGAGAAAAUCCGGAGAGACAUUCCUUCCAAGAUCCUGAUCAAUCUGUGCUUUGCACUCCUGCUGCUUAACAUGGUCUUUCUGCUGGACUCAUGGCUGGCCCUGUACCCUGAUGCUGUAGGUCUCUGCAUCUCCACAGCCUUCUUCCUGCACUACUUCCUGCUUGCUUCCUUCACAUGGAUGGGCCUGGAGGCCCUGCACCUUUAUCUAGCCAUCGUCAAAGUCUUCAACAGCAUGUCUCGAUACAUGCUCAAAUUCGCUAUGGCAGGAUGGGGUGUACCAUUAGUGGUUGUCAUCAUUGUGAUUGCUGUUGACAAAAACAACUAUGGUAUCGUCCAGUAUGGAAAAUAUACAGAUGGGACCACGGAUGAUUUCUGCUGGCUGAGCAACAACAUUGCCUUCUACGUGGCGGUGGUUGCGUACUUCUGUGUGAUCUUUGUAUUCAACCUGAUCAUGUUUGUGGUGGUCAUGGUCCAGCUGAGGCGUAUCAAACGUCAGAACCCCCACAAUAACCAGUACCGCAGUGGGAUACAGGACCUGCGCAGCAUUGCUGGCCUCACCAUCCUGCUUGGACUUACUUGGGGCUUUGCUUUUUUUGCCUGGGGACCCGUCAACCUGGCCUUCAUGUACCUCUUCACCAUCUUCAACUCUCUACAGGGCCUUUUCAUCUUUAUAUUCCACUGUGCAUUAAAAGAGACCGUCCGCAGACAGUGGAGAACCUACCUCUGCUGUGGCAAAUACAGACUGGCAGAAAAUUCAGACUGGAGCCGGACAGCCACUCAGAACACAAAGAAGACUUCACUGGCCACUGCACACAUGUCCCGCCAGUCUCCUAUUCAGAGUACUUCUAGAAGCUCCUCAAUGAGCACCAACAGCAUUCCACACUCCAACAUCAUCAACACUUCCGCUGAAGACAUUGUGUCCACAUCCAUGGAGGACUCCAGUGGUGACGUGGUUCUCAAUGAAAUCAACAGCCAUCACAGACUACUACAUAGAACUGACUAACGUAUAGCCGGAGUCUACUGGACCAAUUAUGGUGAUCCAAUCACCAGACACUGAAUAUGGUCAGUUUACUGAAAGAGAGUCUUUAAGACAACAGCAGAAAUUAGAAACGCUGUUCAAGACUUUGCCUACAAAUAUGGUUAUUAAUGACCAUGGAAAUGAGAACAAUGAGUAAUGAACAACAAAGAGGAGAUUAAAGGUAAAGAUGAACAAGACCAGUAGGCGUGGUUACAGAUUAGAGGGAGAUGGGAACACUGUAGACCAGACAUGGGGGUUCAAUGAGGGUCCAAUGAGACUAAGGCUAUGUUCACAUUACAAGCCACGUUGCUUUUUAAAUGUAAGAGGUCUGUAUUUGUGUGUAAUGUGAACGAAUUUGUCCCUGAAACGCCUCACAUGCUCACAUGAUACGUGUAUAAACAUCACUUUCUUAUAUUUGAGAGACGACUCGUAGCUUUAUAAAGGGAAAUGGAGGCGUUAGCAGCUCAGAUGUGGAGCAUCUUCUGCUGGAGUGGAAAGUUAACAGCUGGUCUGAAGUAAAUGCUCAGGUCGAGGAGGAGAAAAAAGGCCAGAUGGUUUGCUUUUGCUGUUUUUUUGCAGCUAUAUCUGCACAGCUGCACCAAGAGAUGUGUGGGUACGUGAGAGAAGCACAUAAAUUAAACGUAUGCAUAAAAGUAAAAAGAUGCAUGAAUUCAGAUUUUACCGUUUACAUUCAUGUCACAUAUCCAGGGAUCAGAUAUGUAUCCGAUUUAGGACUACAUAUGAAAGUGACUCAAAUCUGAUUUUUUUUAACAUUUCCAUGUUCACACAGUCAUGAAAAAAUCAGAUCUGAUUCACAUUGAGCAAAAAAUCAGAUUUGAGUCACUUCAGCUUGGUAAUGUGAACGUAGUCUAAGAUAAACACAAACGCUCAAAUGGGGAACAAAAAAACAAAACAAAAACUGACAAGGACAGGAAACCCCUUCCCUAAAAUGCAACUCUUAUGGCUCAAAAUGGAACACACCCAAAGGGCAGGCUCAGGGGAGGGGUCUCUGGAGCUGGCAGGUCAGGGGGCUGGGUGGCCGACACUAGAAUGUAACAGGCAGGGCAGAAAUACUCAAUUCAUGUGAAGAACCUUGAAGGAUAUGAAGUUACUACUAAUUUUCAGAUAACAGUAUUAAACACUGCCUGCCUCUUUCAAGCUAAUAAUGUUUAAGUGGCAUUAGACUUUAUGUUUUGGUUGAUUCACAUUUUAUAUAAUCUGAAAGUUCUACUGAAUUUCCAUGUUUAAGUUUUCUCAUUGAGAAAUGUGCCUUUAUAUUAUACAUUUAUAAUAAAAUGUUGUUAUAUUUGACUGACUUU